AUGCAGCGAUGUCCAUUGAACCUGCUUAGGCUUCCCAGCACUAUCAGAUCUCAAUAUGCAUCCCAUUUCCUUCCUCUCUCCUUCCCGCGAACAUUCACCACAUCGGUAACACGAUAUGCUAUUGCUAAGAAAAUCGUUGGGGAUCUAGAACGUCGCAUCCAAGCUAUACCUAUUGAACGAUUCCGGAACUUCUGCAUCGUAGCACAUGUAGAUCAUGGAAAAAGUACACUUAGUGAUCGAUUACUCGAAUUAACGGGCACGAUCCAACCUGGUGGCGAUAAACAGAUCCUGGAUAAGCUGGAAGUGGAACGGGAAAGAGGUAUUACUGUUAAGGCGCAAACAUGUAGUAUGUUAUGGAAUCAUGAAGGGGAAGAUUAUCUACUUCACUUGGUCGAUACACCGGGACAUGUGGACUUUCGAGCUGAGGUUUCGAGAUCUUAUGCUAGUUGCGGAGGAGCGCUGUUACUAGUAGAUGCAAGUCAGGGAGUACAAGCUCAAACGGUUGCGAAUUUCUAUUUGGCAUUUUCACAAGGUUUGACAUUGGUACCAGUGGUUAAUAAGGUGGACCUACCGACUGCGGAUUCACCAAGAGCAUUACAGCAGAUGGAAGAAGCAUUUGAACUAGAGCCCGAGAAUGCAGUUUUAGUCAGCGCAAAGACAGGAUUGAAUGUUCCAGCCAUCCUUCCAAAUGUUAUCAAACAAAUCCCAGCACCAGUUGGCGAUCACACUAAGCCACUGAGGUUAUUGUUAGUAGAUUCAUGGUAUGAUAACUAUAAGGGCGUUAUUCUACUGGUUAGGAUUUUUGAUGGAACGAUCAAGGCUGGUGACCAAAUUGUGAGUUUUGCAACCGGAAUCAAAUAUUUCGUGGGUGAGGUAGGAAUCAUGUAUCCGGAUCAGACACCUCAAACUAUUUUGAGAGCUGGGCAGGUUGGAUAUAUCUACUUCAACCCUGGUAUGAAGAAAAGUCAAGAGGCUUUAAGUGGUGAUACCUAUACCACUGUUGGCUCAGAACAUCUAGUCGAGGCAUAUCCUGGCUUCGAGGAGCCAAAAUCUAUGGUUUUUGUGGCAGCAUUCCCAGUUGAUCAAAGCGACUAUCAUCAUCUGGAGGAAUCCAUCAACCAAAUCGUACUCAACGACAGAAGUGUGACUUUACAAAAGGAAUCUUCAGAAGCACUUGGUGCAGGAUGGCGUUUAGGGUUCCUUGGUACUCUUCACUGCUCGGUAUUCGAAGAUCGUCUCCGUCAAGAGCAUGGCGCAAGUAUCAUCAUCACACCACCCACCGUGCCCUUCAAAGUUAUCUGGCGCGAUGGGACAGAAUCCAUCAUCCAAAACCCCGCCCUCUUCCCCGAACAAGAAACCACACAUCAACGUGUCCAAGAACUUCAAGAACCCUACGUCUCAGCGACAAUCACUCUCCCGGAAGAAUAUCUCGGAAAGGUAAUCGAACUCUGCGAAUCAAACCGCGGCGAGCAAGUCGAUCUCACCUUCUUCACCGCCACCCAAGUAAUUCUCAAAUACGACAUUCCCCUCGCCCAACUCGUCGACGAUUUCUUCGGAAAACUGAAAGGCGCAACGAAGGGUUACGCAAGUCUCGACUAUGAAGAUGCAGGUUUCCGCAGGAGUAGUAUUGUGAAACUCCAACUGCUCGUUAAUAAAGGUCCAGUGGAUGCCGUGGCAAGAGUAGUACACACAAGUCAGACGGAAAAAAUAGGCAGACAAUGGGUUACGAAAUUCAAGGAACAUGUCGACAGGCAAAUGUUUGAGGUUAUCAUUCAAGCGCAAGCGGGAAAAAGAAUUGUAGCGAGAGAAACGCUCAAACCAUUUAGAAAAGAUGUAUUGCAAAAGUUACACGCAAGUGAUAUUGGACGAAGGAGAAAGUUGUUGGACAGACAGAAGGAGGGAAGAAAGAAGUUGAAGGCGGUAGGCAACAUUGCGAUUGAGCAUGAGGCUUUCCAGAAAUUUUUGGCGAAAUAA
Molecule: messenger RNA, 1974 nt
Organism: Botrytis byssoidea
Lineage: Eukaryota; Fungi; Ascomycota; Leotiomycetes; Helotiales; Sclerotiniaceae
Exons: 1
Coding region: 1-1974 (657 amino acids)
Biological process (GO): positive regulation of translation
Cellular component (GO): mitochondrion
Molecular function (GO): mitochondrial ribosome binding; GTP binding; GTPase activity
Source: RefSeq, a predicted model, not a curated record